AUGACCAGUCGCACCGAUUCCAACAGGCCCAACCUUCGGGUUACCAUUAUCGCAGCCGAUGGCCUGUAUAAGAGGGAUGUUUUCCGCUUCCCUGACCCAUUUGCUGUUGCGACCAUCAACGGCGAGCAAACCAAGACGACGACUGUCAGCAAAAGGACUCUAAACCCAUACUGGAAUGAGAGCUUUGACUUUCGCACCAAUGAAGAUGGCAUCCUCGCUGUUCAGGUCUUUGACCAAAAGAAAUUCAAGAAGAAGGACCAGGGUUUCUUGGGUGUCAUCAACAUCCGUGUUGGAGAUGUCAUUCCUGAGCUCAGUCCAGAUGCCGACGACCAGAUGCUCACACGAGACCUGAAGAAAUCAACUGAUAACCUUGUUGUCCAUGGUAAACUCAUUAUUAACCUCUCCACCAACCUCAGUGCACCAGCCCGCGGUGGCCAGGCAUCGACCGCACGACCAUCCCUCGGCACCGGCCCUUCGAACGCCUCAAACCUUUCCGCCCCUCCACCAGCAGACCGACCAGGAUCAUCAAUGUCAGGACCAAACGGUGCCGGUGGCUCGCAAGUUAAUUUAUCACACCGUCCAUCGAGCAUCAACUCCGUUAGCGGCGCCAGUGCCUCUGGCCCAGGCGCUUCUGGGCAACCCCGGCAAAGCACCCAACUUAGUCCCUUUGAAGAUGCCCAAGGACGUUUGCCCGCUGGCUGGGAACGCCGUGAAGAUAACCUGGGCCGUACAUACUACGUCGACCACAACACCCGCACGACAAGUUGGAACCGACCAACGGCAUCCGGUGCCCAGGAACAGCGGAAUGACCGAGAGGCAGCUACCCAGGUUGAGCGACAGCGACAUCAGAACCGUACUCUCCCCGAAGAGCGAACCGGCUCAAACUCACCUACACUACACGCGCAGCAGCCGCCACCAGCUGCAUCCCCAGCUACUAAUGGCGGCGCGGUGAUGCAUACCGGAGCGACGAGCCCCGGUACAGGAGAACUUCCUCCAGGCUGGGAACAAAGAUGGACACCUGAAGGCCGACCCUACUUUGUCGACCACAACACGCGAACGACCACCUGGGUCGAUCCUCGUCGCCAACAGUACAUCCGCAUGUACGGCGGCCAAAACAACGCUAAUGGACAGAUUCAGCAGCAGCCGGUCUCGCAGCUUGGCCCUCUGCCCAGUGGAUGGGAGAUGCGCCUGACGAACACUGCCAGAGUGUACUUCGUUGACCAUAACACAAAGACCACCACCUGGGACGAUCCUCGACUUCCCUCAUCCCUCGACCAGAAUGUUCCCCAAUAUAAGAGAGACUUCAGACGAAAGCUUAUCUACUUCCGCUCCCAGCCAGCAAUGCGAAUCCUCAGCGGACAGUGCCAUAUCAAGGUUCGACGCUCUCAUAUCUUUGAGGAUUCUUUUGCCGAGAUUACACGCCAGUCGGCAACAGACCUAAAGAAGCGACUUAUGAUCAAGUUCGAUGGUGAGGAUGGUUUAGAUUACGGUGGUCUUUCCCGAGAAUUCUUCUUCCUUCUCUCCCAUGAGAUGUUCAACCCCUUUUACUGUCUAUUCGAAUAUUCCGCCCACGAUAAUUACACCCUUCAGAUUAACCCUCACUCCGGCAUCAACCCGGAGCAUCUUAAUUACUUCAAGUUUAUCGGCCGUGUGGUCGGCUUGGCUAUCUUCCACAGACGAUUCUUAGACGCCUUUUUUAUUGGUGCCCUGUACAAGAUGAUGCUCGGCAAGGCGGUGUCUUUGGCGGACAUGGAGGGUGUGGAUGCCGAUUUCCAUCGUUCAUUGCAGUGGAUGCUCGAUAACGAUAUUUCAGGUGGCAUUCUGGAGCAGACUUUCUCGACAGAAGAUGAGAGGUUCGGCGUCAUGACAACCGAGGAUCUCAUUCCUGACGGCCGAAACAUUGAUGUUACCAACGAGAAUAAGAAGGAAUAUGUCGAUCUCAUGGUCAAGUGGCGUAUUGAGAAGCGUAUCGCUGAACAGUUCCAAGCUUUCAAGGAGGGUUUCCAAGAGCUCAUCCCUCAGGAUCUUAUCAACGUCUUUGAUGAGCGUGAGCUUGAGCUCCUCAUCGGAGGUAUUGCCGAGAUCGACGUGGACGACUGGAAAAAGCACACCGAUUAUCGAGGAUACACCGAGUCCGACGAGGUCGUGCAAAACUUCUGGGCUACAGUACGGUCAUGGGAUGGAGAGCAGAAGUCACGCUUAUUGCAGUUCACUACUGGUACAUCUCGAAUUCCCGUCAACGGAUUCAAGGAUCUUCAGGGCAGCGAUGGUCCUCGAAGAUUCACCAUUGAGAAAGCGGGAGAGAUUCCUAAUCUGCCCAAGGCACACACUUGUUUCAACCGACUCGACCUACCGCCUUACAAGAAUCUAGAAAUGCUUCAGCAAAAGCUUACAAUUGCUGUAGAAGAGACUAUGGGUUUCGGCCAAGAGUAA
Molecule: messenger RNA, 2433 nt
Organism: Fusarium sp. VM40
Lineage: Eukaryota; Fungi; Ascomycota; Sordariomycetes; Hypocreales; Nectriaceae
Source: the annotation of a GenBank genome assembly